UUACUUAAAAACACUUUUAAAAAGCUUGGCCAAAUUCUAAAAUUUACUUAAAAGCACUUUUAAAAAGUUUGAUCAAACUGUAAUUGCUACUUAAAGUGCAUACUCCUAUGUUGUUGAUACUUCUGAUUGCGUUUUCGGGCAACGGGGAAAAUUUUAUCAUAGCCUUGACUUCUCCAAUGGAAUGAACUGUGAGAGAAGGGCAACAAUAAUCGAUCAACCUCUGGAAAAGACCAAUGACACAAAGUUGGGGAUGAUACCUUUCUGUUGCCGAAAUGGGACGAUCUUGCCACCUGCCAUGGACCCAAGCAAGUCUGCUUCAGCAUUCCAGAUAAACGUCUUUAAAAUGCCUCCGGAUCUCAAUCGCUCCUUGUUCACUCCUCCUCAGAAUUGGAAGAUUGAAGGCAGACUGAAUCCAGAUUAUAAAUGUGGACCUCCAUUCCGUGUAAGCCCCAGCCAGUUUCCUGAUCCUAGCGAUACAGCAGCAUUUGCAAGCUGGCAAGUUGUAUGCAACAUCACCCAACCAAAAGGAGAAAGCCCUAGAUGCUGUGUAUCUUUCUCUGUUUUCUUCAAUGAAUCCAUCAUUCCUUGUCUAACAUGCUCCUGUGGUUUUCCUUCUAAUACCGCUCGGACAUGUAGCACAAAAUCAUCUUCCAGUUUGAAAAUAGAACCAAGAUGUCCUUUGCCUGGGCUAAUAUUAAUCAUCUUCCAGUUUAGAACCCAUUGCCAUGCGGAGAUAACUGCGGUGUCAGCAUCAACUGGCAUUUAUUCACCCUCUUUAACUGGGAUGAUACAACUGGAUAAAGCAGCCCCUGGUUUUGAUGCGGUGUAUGUAGUUCCUUCAAUGGAACUAUAUUAGAUGGAGUUAACAAUACCUUGUUCAUGAAGGGCUUGAGCUAUAUAUAUAGUAGCAGAAACAGAUGGAGCUAAUCCAGAGAAAGAUCCCCGAGUACCCUGGGAAACAACAACCAGUAAUCUCAUUCACAAAGAAGAUUAUCCCUGGCAUCAGCAUUCCUGGCUGUGAUGGGUAUACUCUAAUGAAGAAGAGAAGAGUGCUCAUUGCCAAAGAUACUCCCAACAAGCAGCUCAUAUCUUCGUUUACUGUCACUACUUCCAUACUAGCACUUGUGGUUUUUAUGUUGAUGCGACAAUAGCACUGAAAUGCGACAUUUUCUCUUUAUUCCAUA
Molecule: messenger RNA, 1184 nt
Organism: Nicotiana tabacum (common tobacco)
Lineage: Eukaryota; Viridiplantae; Streptophyta; Magnoliopsida; Solanales; Solanaceae
Source: RefSeq, a predicted model, not a curated record